Molecule: messenger RNA, 788 nt
Organism: Saprolegnia diclina VS20
Lineage: Eukaryota; Oomycota; Saprolegniomycetes; Saprolegniales; Saprolegniaceae
Exons: 8
Molecular function (GO): protein binding
Source: RefSeq, a predicted model, not a curated record
AACAAAACGAAACUCCCGAGAAAGCAUGUCGCGCCAGCACAUCUCGGAGGACGAAGCGCUGCUGCUGCGCAAGGAGAAGUUUCGCCUUGCGCAGAGCAAGACCGUCGAAGGCGGUAUCGAGAGCUCAUUUGAGAGUCGAUUUUCGCAGCUCGAGGCGCCGUUCUGGAAAGCUUUCUAUGCGGCGUGUGCCGCUGGCGCCGAGUGGGUCAACUACCGAUCGCUGCUCAUUUCGUACUCGCUGCCGCAGACCAUCAAUAGCACCGACGCUUACGGGGAAACCAUGAUGACGCUGGCCGCGCAGCACAAUCGCGUUCACGUUCUCACCGUGCUACUUGGCAUCAAGGGCGAUCCGUGGCGCACCAAUCAAAAGGGCUGGAGCGCCGUGACAGUUGCCGCUGUCCAAAACCACGAUGCAGUCAUCCAGAUUUUUGCUGCGAACCGCGUCAAAUUAGACUUGCCCGACAAGCGACUUGGCUACACACCUGCGCACUUUGUGGUGCAAGUUCACAACGACAAGAUGCUUCGGUUGCUGCACGACUUACACGCUGACCUGCGGACAGCUGCCAAGAACGGCUACACACUGCUCCACACGGCGGCCGAAGCCGCAGCCGACGAUUGUUUGGUGUACCUUGUCAAAAUGAAGCUUAUACCGGUGGACGCCCGUGACACCAACAACGAAACUGCGUGCCACAAGGCGGCGCGCCACAACCACAAUCGCGCACUUGAGAUUCUCUUGGCCCACGGUGCGUCCUUCUCGCUUCAAAACCGAGAGAAAGACGGCGUCGCCA